AUGUGUGGCAACAACAAUGCUCAACAGGUGGCCUCACCACAGUGGUAUCCCACAAGACUGAUAGAUGUUGGAGCUCCAGAGUCGGAUAGAAGUAGCGUCAAGCUAAUUGAGACAGGAAACAGUUUCCCACGUGGUUCAUAUGUGACGUUAAGUCAUUGCUGGGGAAAUGCUGCCACCGUGUUCAAGCUUGAAAGGGCAAAUAGGCAGGCUCUACUGAAAGAGUUGCCACCUCUGGCUAAGACAUUUGAAGAGGCAAUCAACGCAACAAAACAGCUUGGAGCUCGAUACAUUUGGAUUGACUGCAUUUGCAUUAUUCAAGAUGACAAGGCUGACUGGGAGAGGGAGGCCAGUCUAAUGGCCAAUGUAUACCGAAAUGCCAUGUGCAACAUAUCUGCAACGGCCUCUUCAGAUUCCACCGGUGGUCUUUACUACAACAGAGAAGGUAUAUACACCGGUAUCUCUCUCAGCUACCCAGAGGAACGUGAGGAGUUGCUUCUUAUCCGAGAAGAGCUCGAAGUAGCUGACGACAUCGAGUUUGCUGCAAUUACAAAGAGAGGUUGGGUUUUGCAAGAACGACUUCUGUCUCCAAGGACCGCCCACUUUACGAGUCGACAGCUCAUUUGGGAGUGCAAUGAGCUCAUAGCGUCCGAGAGUUUCCCUGAAGGCCUUCCUGAUUUUUGGACUUAUUAUUACGUACCAAAGAGGCUCAUGGCCGAUGCUCACAAGACUUUAUCCGCAGGUGAUUUAGUGGAGACUUGGGGAGAUGUUCUUGAGCGCUACACAGCUGCGAGUCUAACGUUUCAAUCCGAUUUACUGCCUGCAUUGUCUGGCAUUGCGAAAUAUCUACAGGAAAUAUCCGGAGCCACUUAUCUUUCUGGAAUUUGGAAAACACAGGAAAAACCUGUGGUGAACUUGGCUUGGGAAUGUGAACCAAAUCUAUGUCGACCCACAAACUAUCGAGCACCUUCGUGGUCCUGGGCUUCCACUGACAACACAGUGAAAUUCGAGCCGUUCAAAAGCAUAAGCGAUAGUCAUGGAGAUGGGUGGUUUGGCGCCGUAAAAACGAAAGCAGCAAUUGUAGAUGCGCAAAUAACGCCUGCUACAUCUGAUUUGACAGGGCCCGCCUCGUCUGGAGUUCUUACCAUCGAAGGACCUCUCAACCAAAUAACCAUAAACCCCGAAUUGGAAGUGUUUCUUGAUGAAGAACACUUGGAGAUGAUGAUAUCUUUUGAUGAACCAGAAUACGAAGAGGGAUCGUUUUUUAUCUUGCCACUGUAUUCGUAUCAUUCUGAGCAUGGUCACGAAGAUGGGAUCGAUCAGAUUGUUUAUGUCUAUCUCAUUUUAUCCCUAGCAAAAGAUCAGCCAGGAUGCUACACUCGUUGUGGGUUAGGGCGUAUUGCAAGAUGGAUUUAUGAAUGGCCGCCCAUUUGGGACAAGGUUGUUAACGGAAUGGAUGCAUUGUGCGACGAAUUUCUUGGUUUAGAACGAGGACACAAAAUUCGAAUCGUAUAA
Molecule: messenger RNA, 1512 nt
Organism: Trichoderma harzianum CBS 226.95
Lineage: Eukaryota; Fungi; Ascomycota; Sordariomycetes; Hypocreales; Hypocreaceae
Exons: 2
Coding region: 1-1512 (503 amino acids)
Source: RefSeq, a predicted model, not a curated record